Messenger RNA from Vollenhovia emeryi, 592 nucleotides. Its product is annotated as putative nuclease HARBI1. The transcript has 3 exons. The annotation marks the transcript as partial. The record is from RefSeq and is a predicted model, not a curated record. Lineage: Eukaryota; Metazoa; Arthropoda; Insecta; Hymenoptera; Formicidae.
AUGGAAGUGAUUGAUGACGAUAUAUCACAUAUUGUUAAUAUGUAUCAGUUACAACCCACAAGCAGGGUUACCCUUUCCUUUCUAAAAGAUAGAAUAACUCACUUCAAAAUAGGAAUAAUUGCUAACGAAGAAUGGGUGACCCGUUACAUUGAUCAAGAUUUUCAUAAACAGUUUAGGAUGAUGAAGAACACAUAUUGGGCCCUUGUCAACACGGUCCGACCUUAUUAUCCUGUCAAGUGCCAGAGAGGUGAUGCACCUUUGGUGACGGUUGAGAAAGCUGUCCUGAUGACAUUAUGUUAUCUGGGGAAGCAUGUGCCUUUGUCUGAUAUAGGUGACCGAUUUGCUGUGGCUCAAAGCACAGUUGUUAAGGAAGCCAGAACUAUCAUUCACAUACUGUGUGAUCUUAGAGAUACAUUUAUUGUUUGGCCCAAAGAGAGUGAGUGUGUGGUACUGAGCAGGCAAUUUGAAGCACGUGCAGGAUUUCCUGGUGUCAUUGGAGCCAUCGAUGGUUGCCACAUUCAAGUCAUACCUCCAGCAAACCAGCAUUCUAGCUACAUAGAUCGCACAUGCAACUACUCUAUUACACUUCAAG